This is a messenger RNA of Racocetra persica, 594 nucleotides long. Lineage: Eukaryota; Fungi; Glomeromycota; Glomeromycetes; Diversisporales; Gigasporaceae. The record is from the annotation of a GenBank genome assembly.
AUGUUACGACAUAUUAUCGUUUUCAUAUCCGGAAACGGGUCUAAUCUUCAAGCAAUAAUUGACUCAGUACAAUCAGGAACCCUCGAAUGUAAAAUUGAUUUGGUAGUUUCUAACAAAAAGUCCGCUUACGGUUUAACGCGUGCCGAAAAAGCCGGAAUUCCUACGCUUGUUUUUCCUUUGAAACCUUAUAAAGACGCCGGAAAAACUCGUAUAGAAUAUGAUAUAGAUUUGGCCAAUAAAGUUAGAGAAUAUAACCCUGAUUUAAUUGUUCUUGCAGGGUGGAUGCAUGUUUUAUCCAAAGAAUUUAUAGAUCAUUUUAAUGAUAAUAUCAUUAAUUUACAUCCAGCGCUACCAGGUCAAUUUGAUGGAACAAAUGCUAUCAAACGAGCCUAUGAGGCAUUUAAAAGGGGAGAAAUCACAAAAACGGGAGUUAUGGUUCAUAAAGUAGUUCCAGAAGUUGACAAGGGGGAACCGUUAAUAAUUGAAGAAGUUCCAAUAUUUGAAUCUGAUACUUUGGAGGAUUUAGAGGAACGAAUUCACUCGGUAGAACAUAGAAUAAUUGUUCAGGCCAUCAAAAAGUUUUUAGGAAUAUGA